AUGGCGUACGGCAACCCCAGCGCGCCUCAAUUUGCGACGUUCGACGAUCCCAGCACCAAGAGGAUGAUCAACGAGGAUAGUCUCCCGCCCAUGCCCAGCUGGGACACUGCAACCAAGAGAAGAGUCGAAGACACCAGCGAGCCACCACAGCAGAACGCGAACGGCGAUCUGGAGAUGAGGAGACUCGACGCUCAACCGCAGAGGGCGAGAGGAGGCUAUAACAGCGUCCCUAAUCGACCCAUGUCGCCUAUUUCACAAAACCCGCAUCCAGAUUAUCUUCACAACGGCGCCCCUGGCAUGAACCACCCGUAUAACUCCGACUUGGGCGAUCAAAGACUCCUGGGCAAUAACGGUCAGGGCAACUUCCAAGCUGUCCCGUUAAGCCCGCCUCCAACCUACCGCUCUAAUUCCGCAGCGCCUUCAGUUGCGAGCAACUCCGACAGGUUUGCUGCCGGCGCCGCCAGCCCGAGUUCUUAUCAGUAUAACCGGAACCCACCGCCGCAGUCCGGCUAUCAACCUUCCUAUGCCCCGAACAACGCUGCGAGCACGAGAUACGAGCCGCCACAGAACGACUAUAGCUCACACAGAAUCAGUAUGCCCAAGCCGUUCAACCCUGGGCCAUCCCCACCACCGGCCCAGGCUCCAUACCCAGUAUCCGAAGCGUCGCCAUAUGAACCGCGGCCGCCCAGUUUCUUGCAGGUGGGAAGAAAACCCGUUACUGGAAGUAUGAGGGAGGUUUGA
Messenger RNA from Fonsecaea erecta, 741 nucleotides. RefSeq lists its product as hypothetical. The transcript has a single exon. The record is from RefSeq and is a predicted model, not a curated record. The coding region runs from base 1 to 741 and encodes 246 amino acids. Lineage: Eukaryota; Fungi; Ascomycota; Eurotiomycetes; Chaetothyriales; Herpotrichiellaceae.